Molecule: messenger RNA, 1551 nt
Organism: Gastrolobium bilobum
Lineage: Eukaryota; Viridiplantae; Streptophyta; Magnoliopsida; Fabales; Fabaceae
Exons: 3
Coding region: 383-1426 (347 amino acids)
Cellular component (GO): cytoplasm
Source: RefSeq, a predicted model, not a curated record
CACUCACACUCACACAAAUUCGGAAUUUGGAUCUCCUUUUCGAUCCCCUGUUCCUCUGCGAAACGAAAACUAUAAUUUCGCAUAGCGCUGCAAUACCAUGUUGUAAUUUCAAUCAUGCAAACUGAAACUUUCCAAUUUUCCAUAAUUACGGUCCAUUGAGUCAAAAUCUUAUUCUUAUUUUUAUUAUUAUUAUAUUUUCUCAGCUUCCAAGUCCAGAUCCUUCAAUUCUCUUUGUGAACCUUCAAAUAUCAAAUCUUGUACUACUCACUCCAUGUAGCUUCUCCUUAAACUGCGAUUCAAUGAUUCCGUUGCUUCGCUGCACUCUCUUUUCGGGUACGUUUAAUCAUUUCCCCUUUUUCCAAAUAAGAAAAAAUAUAGUACAAUGAACAAUUACCCUUUCGGAUCCCAAGGCCCCAAGUCCUUUCACGCAUACCCAAGAAGUGACUUCGAUUUAGAAUCAGGAACCGUCGUCAAACGAACCAGAAGACCAAAAAACUCAUCUUUUCACCCCUUCAGGAUGAUCAAAUCAUUUGGGAAACGUUUUCACCACUAUUUCAAGCUUCACCCACUCAUGGGUCUCUUCUUCAUAGCCUUGUCUUUUGGGGUCACACUUAUCAUAUUUAUCUCUUUUUAUGGAACCCAUUACGGGGUGCAGCAGAAUGUUUAUGGUAAAUCUGAUGUGGGUUUGUAUGAUUAUCCGUUCCCCAAGCUUCAGAAUCUUGUUAUGGUUGCUGGGCAUUCCAUUUAUACAAGCAGCAACUGUGGGAAAAUUGACAAAGAGGAUUCUUGGUUUUUGGAGUCUUAUCAGAAGAAUCCUGGUCAAGCUACCACUUUUCUGGCACAUAUUCAUAAAGGGAUUGAAAUUGCAGCCAGGGAUGACUCUGCUCUGCUUCUGUUCAGUGGUGGAGAGACUCGCAGAGAUGCUGGCCCUCGUAGUGAGGCGCAGAGUUAUUGGGCUGUUGCAGAUUCGAAAGGAUGGUUUGGUAAAGAAGAAAGUGUGAAAUGGAGAGCACUUACAGAGGAACAUGCACGGGACAGCUUUGAAAAUCUUCUAUUUAGUGUCUGUCGAUUCCGAGAGCUUACUGGCUCCUAUCCCCAAAAUAUAACUGUUGUAAGUUACGAUUUCAAGGAAGACAGAUUUGCGCAUCUACAUCGAUCUGCUAUUGGGUUUCCAGAGUCAAAGUUCUUCUAUGUUGGCACUCCCGCUACAUCAAAUGCAAAAGCAGGUGCUCUGAAAGGCGAGGAAUUGGUCAGAACUCAAUUCCAAAGAGAUCCAUAUGGAUGUCGAGGUUCACUUUAUCACAAGAAACUAAAGCGUGAUCCUUUCCAUCGGUCAAUUCCUUAUCCAAAUGGGUGUCCUGAAAUUGAAGCUUUAUUCAGAUAUUGUGAACCAACUCCUUAUCCUGGUGCACUCCCGUGGUCAUAGUAACCAUAACUUAGUAUAUACAAGUGUAAACUAACAAGAUAGAGAUAUUAGAUACAAAUACGAUGACUUUACAUUGCAUGAAUUUGUUGAUGAAUGAUAUGAAGAUUAAAUUUUGUUGAACUGAG